Messenger RNA from Capsicum annuum, 464 nucleotides. Its product is annotated as desiccation protectant protein Lea14 homolog. NCBI's taxonomy places the organism in Eukaryota, Viridiplantae, Streptophyta, Magnoliopsida, Solanales, Solanaceae. Gene Ontology annotation, biological process: response to desiccation. Gene Ontology annotation, cellular component: cytosol. The record is from RefSeq and is a predicted model, not a curated record.
AAAGAUACCGACCAUCACGUGUACUACCCGUGUUGGCAUGCAGAAAAAAAAGAGAGAGAGAGAGAGCAGUGUCCAAUAUCAUAGCCUUUUUACGUGUCAACUCUGACACUCUUAUAUAACACAGAUCGAUCCUCAUGAUGAUCCUCCUAUAAAUAGACGUACACUCUAGAGCUAGCCUACAUGCAUAUUUGAUAUUCCUCAAGCACUACUACAUUUUCAAUUAACUUUUUGUAAAACAGAAAGGAUUUACUUUAAGAAAUGGCAGAUUUGAUGGAGAAAGCGAAGAAUUACGUGGUGGAGAAGGUGGGGAAUAUGGAGAAACCAGAGGCAGAAAUAACAGACGUUGAUAUGAAGAAAGUGAGCAUGGACAGUAUUUCUUAUCAUGCUAACGUCGCUGUCAAGAACCCUUACUCUGUUCCAGUACCCAUCAUGCAAAUCUCUUACGCCCUCAAAUGCUCUGGCAG